AUGUCGACGUUUUACGACACGGAGCCGCAACCGACGGCGUCGCUCGUUCUGCACACGACCAGCGGCGAGAUCGCCAUCGAGCUGUUUGCCAAGCAGACGCCCUUGACAAGCCGCAACUUCUUGCAGCACUGUCUCGACGGCUACUACGACAACACCAUCUUCCACCGCCUCGUGCCCGGCUUCAUUGUCCAGGGCGGCGACCCGACCGGCACCGGCAAUGGCGGCGAGUCGAUUUUUGACGGUGGCGCGCUGUCGGGCGACCUGGACGUGUGGCCCAUGGACGAGCGCCGCGGCGCCAACGCAGGACCGCACGGCAUCGGCUUCAAGGAUGAGUUCCAUACGCGGCUCAAGUUCAACCGGCGCGGACUAUUGGGUAUGGCCAACGAAGGCAAGCCGGACACCAACGGUAGCCAGUUCUUCUUCACACUGGACAAGACGGACGAGCUCAACGGCAAGAACACAGUGUUUGGCCGCGUGGCAGGGCCGACAAUUUACAACCUCACAAAGAUCGGCCAAGGCGAUGUGCAGGAGGGCAGUGAGCGGCCGCUGUACCCAACACGGAUUACGCGGACGGAGAUCCUGACCAACCCGUUCUCGGACAUGCGCAAGACGGAGCGGGACGCACGACACAGCGCAGUAAGCGCGCCACGAGGAACGGACGAGAAGAAAAAGACAAAGCGCAAAAAGGGUGUCAACAAGAACCUCUUGAGCUUCGGGGACGACGUCGAGGAUGAUCUGGAAGGCGAUUCGGCGGCGUCGUCACGAGGGAAGAGCAAAAGGGCGAAGCUCGACAAGGACGACGAGGACGAGGCCGAGGACAAGGAUGCAAAGCUGGAACGCACAGAAAGCACACACCACCACAAGACAACAUUACCUUCACGAACGCUCUCUGGAAAAUCAUCUCCAGAGCGCUUAACAAAGUCUUCAAAGAGAGGCAAGGACAAGCACGUGUCCGACUCCGAAACCGACCCGGACUCUGCACCGCGGCGGAAACAACCAGAGAUGACGGCGCUGGAGAAGACGAAUGCCGAAAUUGCUGCUCUCAAGGCCUCGAUGCGGCGAACCGUUGCGGUGGAGCCAGAAAACACAAAGGAGGAUAAGAAAUCGGCCCUAGACAGUCUAAUCCCAUCAGAUGCGAGGCGCGGCAAGAAGUUUGACCGCAAAAAUGGAUUGUCGAGCCAUGACAAGAAGACGCUGCGCUCCCUGGACGAAUUCACCUCCAAGCUAGGACAGGAAGCAAACGGCAAGGCCGCAUUGCCUCCCCCAGAACAAUCGGCGACAGCAGGACCAGACGUGGGCGAGGGCGAGGGUGACGGCACGGUGUGUGACCUGCACUUUAUUGCCAACUGCCAGAGCUGUCGGCCCUGGGAUAAGAACGGCGAGGACGGCCAGGUUAGUGAUAGCGACGGCGAGGACUGGAUGUCCCACACGCUCAACUGCGCGGCCGACAAGCUGGGCAAGGACCUGAGCUACCGAAAGAAGGCCGAGGAGGAGCUGAUUGUGAUCGACCCGCGCGAGAAGGCGCACGCGCUCAAAGAGGAGAGGAGCAGCUCGCGGCGGGACAGCGGUCGUGCCGGGGGCCAUCGGGACCAGACACGACAUGCGAAAUUGUCACAGGCAGCAACAGUAUCUGGACGAGGGGCCAGGUGA
Molecule: messenger RNA, 1650 nt
Organism: Sporothrix brasiliensis 5110
Lineage: Eukaryota; Fungi; Ascomycota; Sordariomycetes; Ophiostomatales; Ophiostomataceae
Product: peptidyl-prolyl cis-trans isomerase SDCCAG10
Exons: 1
Coding region: 1-1650 (549 amino acids)
Biological process (GO): protein folding; protein peptidyl-prolyl isomerization
Cellular component (GO): catalytic step 2 spliceosome
Molecular function (GO): peptidyl-prolyl cis-trans isomerase activity
Source: RefSeq, a predicted model, not a curated record